GCGAGUGCGACAACCAGGGAGCAGGAGAAGGGAGACUGGCUUAGGCUGUGAGCGAGCCGCCGUGGUGCAAGCUGUAAGGUACAAGGAAAUGCUAGAUCUAGUGAUAUCACAGAGCCUGUCUGUGACCAGUGGCUGCUCUGAGAACCUGAAAUUCAACCCUUCUCACGGUCACUCCACGUCUCCUGAUGACAUAACAGAUAAAGAAAAGAAAGCUUCGUCCAGAGAUAGUUUUGCACAUUCAGGCAACAGCAAAGAAUCCCAGCAAUUUGUACCUGAACUGAAUUACCCAAGGCAUUAUCCCCAUAUAGUCUCCCCACCAUCCAUCCCAGCGAUGGCCGCCUAUGGACAGACCCAGUACAGUGCAGGAAUUCAACAAGCAGCGGCAUACUCCACGUACCCUCCCCCCGGACAGGCUUACGGCAUCCCAUCCUACAAUAUCAAAACAGAAGACAGUUUAAGCCAUUCUCCCGGACAGAGCGGGUUCCUCAGCUAUAGCUCCAGUUUCAGCACCCCACCCCCAGGACAGGCACCAUACACGUAUCAGAUGCACGGUCCUUCAGGACUCUACCAGGGGGCCAAUAGUUUGACUAACGCCAGCACCUUCAGUGGUCUACAUCAGGAAUAUUCAUCAUAUCCCGGCUUUAGUCAAGGACAAUACGCACAGUACUAUAGCACAUCCUACAACUCCCCAUAUGUUCCCAGUAACAACAUCAGUCCAAGCACCAUCCCCACCACCACCUACUCCCUACAGGAAACAUCUCACCACAUCUCCAACCAGAGCUCAGAGUCACUGUCAGGAGAUUAUAACACUCACAAUGGUCCCUCCACACCAAUAAAAGAUUCAGAAACUGACCGGCAACACAGAGGCUCUGACGUGAAGUUACGAGGAAGGUCCAAACGAAACAACGACCCUUCCCCUGCGGUAGACAAUGAGAUUGAGCGCGUCUUCGUGUGGGAUUUGGAUGAGACGAUUAUCAUCUUCCACUCAUUACUUACUGGAACAUUCGCCACCAGAUAUGGCAAGGACACGACCACAUCAGUGCGGAUAGGUCUUAUGAUGGAGGAGAUGAUCUUCAACCUCGCCGACACUCAUCUGUUCUUCAAUGACCUAGAGGAAUGUGACCAGAUCCACAUAGAUGAUGUCUCCUCAGAUGACAAUGGACAGGAUCUAAGCACAUACAACUUUGCAGCAGAUGGUUUUCACAGCUCGGCCGCAGGAGCAAAUCUCUGUCUGGGAUCUGGGGUCCAUGGGGGCGUCGACUGGAUGAGGAAAUUGGCAUUCCGUUACAGAAGAGUGAAGGAGAUGUAUACUACCUACAAGAAUAACGUAGGAGGUCUGAUCGGAGCCCCCAAGAGAGAGACAUGGUUGCAGUUAAGGGCAGAGUUGGAGUCGUUGACUGAUCUGUGGUUGACACUGAAGGCUUUGAAUCUCAUACAUUCCAGGCCAAACUGUGUUAAUGUGUUGGUCACCACGACCCAGCUCAUCCCGGCCAUUGCCAAGGUCCUUCUCUAUGGGUUGGGCACAGUCUUCCCAAUUGAAAAUAUUUACAGCGCAACAAAGACAGGUAAGGAGGAGUGCUGCUUCGAGAGGAUAAUGCAGAGGUUUGGGAGGAAAGCCGUUUAUGUCGUAAGAGAUGGAGUAGAGGAGGAGCAAGCAGCGAAAAAGCACAACAUGCCAUUCUGGCGGAUCUCCUGCCACGCUGACCUGGAGGCCUUACGACAUGCCCUGGAGCUGGAAUACUUGUAGCACCCCCCCUGCGCUCAACUAACCACAGACGUCCAGCACAGGAGCUGGGGGCCAUUGAUGCUCUGAGUGCUGGAGGCUUAUACCCAACCUGGACAAUUUAUAAGCUUGAGAGACUUGUGCCAGGCACUCCUUCCGCUACUCAAUGUCCUCGACUUGAUGGACAAAGGAGUCAAAUAAUAUUUUUUAUUUUUUUUUGUCUAAUUUAUGGACUUGUCUCAUAUUUUUGUCCUGUCCUCGCGCUCCUUGUACCUUGUCAGUCAGGUGGGCGGGGUCACAAGGAUCUUAUUUAAUAAUUCCCAGGGAGCGGUGCAUCUUGUACAUUAGUUUUGGUUGAUGACUAUUAUACCAUUCUGUUUUCCACUUGUCACUGGGACAUGGACCUUGCAUGUGUCUGCAGUGCGCCUUCUGCGGCCAGCUCUAGUUUUUCUAUAUAAAGCAGAACAUUGUCCUGGAUGAAAGGCGUUCAAUAAAAAAAAAAAAGGGAAAAAUGUUUACAUUUUGGG
Bufo bufo (common toad) is the source of this 2250-nucleotide messenger RNA. RefSeq names its product EYA transcriptional coactivator and phosphatase 2 (gene EYA2). Lineage: Eukaryota; Metazoa; Chordata; Amphibia; Anura; Bufonidae. Gene Ontology annotation, molecular function: protein tyrosine phosphatase activity. The record is from RefSeq and is a predicted model, not a curated record. Gene Ontology annotation, biological process: negative regulation of extrinsic apoptotic signaling pathway in absence of ligand; cell differentiation; positive regulation of DNA repair. Gene Ontology annotation, cellular component: nucleus.